Molecule: messenger RNA, 291 nt
Organism: Aureobasidium musti
Lineage: Eukaryota; Fungi; Ascomycota; Dothideomycetes; Dothideales; Saccotheciaceae
Source: the annotation of a GenBank genome assembly
AUGCUGACUGUACUCUCAAACUCUNNAGGUACUUAUGCUCCGGUCAAGAACAACUACAGGUGGAAUAACCUUACCAACACUAUCUGGGUCGAACAACCUGCCGGCACUGGAUUCAGCUCAAAGGGUAGCACGCCCUCUGCGACCAACGAGGAGGAGGUCGCAGAACAAUUCGCUGGCUUCUGGAAGAACUUUAUCGAGACUUUUGGUCUGCAGCACAAGAAAGUCUACGUUACUGGUGAAAGUUAUGCUGGCUUCUAUGUUCCCUGUGAGUCCACAUGUGGUAAAGCAUAA